GUCAGAUUGUGCAGGACGCCGUCCAUGGAAUGAUUGAGUUGGAGCCUUUGGCUCGACUCAUAGUGGACACUCCGGAAUUUCAGCGACUCAGAGAAGUCCGCCAGCUUGGGCUCAGCUAUUUCGUAUUCCCUAGCUGUCAACACACACGAUUCGAACAUUCAAUCGGAACAUAUCACAUGGCCAAGCGGUUAACCGAGGCAAUCCAAUCCGACCCAAUCUACACAGGACCAAAAAUGACUUCACAAGAACAGGCCGCUGUGAAAAUCGCCGCUUUGUGCCAUGAUCUUGGCCAUGGUCCAUUUUCGCAUUUAUGGGAAACUUUUGUGAGACGUGGUGGACCAAAGUACUCCAAGUACAAACACGAGAAGUUAAGCUGCCGGGUGCUGGAGCACAUCGUUCAAACGAACCCGGUGAUCCAAAGUAACCUGGAGAGUGAAGGGAUCGAUCUGGACCUGGUGAAAUGUUUAAUUAUGGGAACACCACAAAAGCGUGCCGAUGAAUCCUCGAUUGAAAAACCGUAUUUGUAUGAAAUUCUUAGCAAUCAUGCUAACGGUAUGGACGUGGAUAAAUGGGACUAUCUCCUCCGAGAUUGUCUCCACGCCGGCCUAGGCCAUGGGUCGGCCACCAUCGACUUGGAACGAUUCAUGCACUUUUGUCGUCCAGCUCCCCAUCCACGUGCAGAAUAUGAUGACGUCAUGUUCGGGACCCGCACAGUCGCUGAUGACCCAGACAAACCUAGCUACAGUUGGCAUCUGUCGUUUCGUGAUACAGAAUUGGAGAACGUCCUGCGAACUUUUGGGUUACGACAGCACCUUCACCAGAAACUGUAUCAACAUAAAACCGCUUCUGCGAUCAGCUGCAUGGUGCUGGACAUGUUGGAAUUUAUCGAACCAGUGCUACAAUUCCGUUCCCUCAGCCUCAAGGCUCUUGAAGGCAAUGAUUCGGGUGAUCUGGUCAGGUUUUUGCAAUUACACGACCACAUCCUGUGGGACGUGUACAAUCGAAGUUUUCACACGCCCACCGGACCUGCCAGUGAAAGCCUCGAGCAGGCCAGGAGCCUCGUCGAUCGCAUCCUACGACGACAGCUGUAUUCCUACGUGGACAGUGUUUUCGAAGUACAUAGCAGGGAGUCCAAGACGCCGUCUCGCAGGAGUUCCGUCUCCGAACACCAUCACGCAUCCACACUUCGGUCUGGAAUGGGAAUUCGUGAACCGUUGAUAAGUGAACCACUGCCUCCGGACUGCAGAAUCGUUGGACGUCUUUCAUUUGACCAGCCACUGGAUACGGCCGGUGCGAUUUUGGAGGAAGUGUUUGCUCGUCUUCCGGAAAAUUCCCCCAUAAAGGACAAACGGGAGCUACUGAUUGAAAAGGCCAGUUUCAGUUCGAACAGUACUCCACACGCCCCAGAGUUCUAUUUUUACACCAGAACAGGAAAGACGUUUAUCUACGAUGAACCGUUGCGAGUCGUCCAUGCUUACCGAUUAUAUUGGAGGGGACGCGCAACCAUGGAGUUGGACAUUCCGCGAUCGGAUGUUCCUGAAGCCAUUCAAGCCCUGGCAACAGCCUUUGAUCUGUGGCAUCGAGAGAAGAAAAAGGGAAAGAUAAGAAAGUCCCAUAGCUGUAAGGAAGUUGGUCGAUGGCAAGAUGUCUGUAUGUUCGAGCAGCAGCGGGAUAAGUAUAUCUGGGCACCAUAUCGGAUUAAGGCACCCAAAUUGCUUUGCGAAAUUCAUCUCAUAAGACUCGAGGACAAAACGACAGAUGAACUAUAG
Opisthorchis viverrini is the source of this 1769-nucleotide messenger RNA. RefSeq lists its product as hypothetical. The transcript is spliced from 9 exons. Gene Ontology annotation, molecular function: dGTPase activity. The record is from RefSeq and is a predicted model, not a curated record. Lineage: Eukaryota; Metazoa; Platyhelminthes; Trematoda; Opisthorchiida; Opisthorchiidae. The coding region runs from base 30 to 1769 and encodes 579 amino acids. Gene Ontology annotation, cellular component: nucleus. Gene Ontology annotation, biological process: dGTP catabolic process.